UUGACCAGAAUGUGCGAUCGGCCAGUGCAACUUCUUCUUCCAGCAGAACAUGUGUGUUAUUGCAAACUUGUAAAUUUCUUAAGAGAACGUUUAAAUCAACAUUUUAAAGUAUUUCGACCUCUUAACCAAUACAUCAAACUCGUAACAAUAUUCGCAUAUUUCAGACGUAGGCAAUUUGUCAUCAUGGCGACACCUUCACCGGAAGAUCUUCCCGUACCGGAGGACGACGGAAAAUGCGACCAUUUAGUCCCAGGGACGCCAAUUCCACCGAUAAGCUUGCCAGCCACGGAUGGCUCUUCCGUCAAUUUAUCCACUCUUUCCGGCUCGACGGUGCUUUACUGCUACCCACGCACGGGAAAACCGGAAGUUCCUUUGCCGGACGGAUGGGCCCUUAUCCCUGGCGCGAUGGGGUGCAAGCUGCAAACAUGCUCGUUCAAGAAUCACUUGAAGGAACUCCAAAAACUUGGGGUGACUCAUGUUUUUGGGUUAUCAACACAGGACACGGCUUAUCAAGCGGAAGCCUGGCAAAGGCUCCAUUUACCAUUCAACUUGUUGAGCGAUGAGAAGAGGGAAUUUAUUGAGGCGUUAAAUCUGCCAACUUUCGAAGCUCCCGAGUGUGGAGUGCUGGUCAAACGGGUCACACUGGUGAUUAAGGAUGGGGUAGUUUUGAAGGUGUUUUAUCCCGUGUUUCCGGCAGAUAAGAGCGCCGAAAUUGUGGUUGAGUGGGUGAAGAAGAAUAAAAUUUGAGUCCACAGAACGAGGUGGAGAUUGUCAUGCUAUUAUUUUGCGAUUGGUUUGUCAUGCCCCAGAUAACAGGUCGCUAUGAAUUCGCUUAGAGAAUUCGCAGAGAAUGUCGCGUUAAAACAGAGAACUCGAAUUCUCUCAGAUUUCGUUAUUAUUCUCGUAUCGAAUUCGCAUCGAAGUCGGUAAUUAUUCGUAUCUAAAUUCGAUAUUACGCUCAUUUCAGAAUUCGUAAUGAAUUAGACUCGAAUUCUCAGAGAAUUAUUCUAUCGAAUUCGAAACGACUUCACUAUGAAUUCUUAAACGAAUUCGCUGUUAUUGUAGUGAGGAAUUCUCCCCGAUUUCGAUAGGAAUUCUUCUUACAGGAAUAGGAGACUAUAAACUGUUCGCCUUGAAUCUCGAAUUCGUAAAUAAUUCUUAGAGAAUUCACUGUGAUUUCUCUCUUUCACGCUGUUAUUGUAUUUUUAAGUAAUUUUAGCUGCCACAUUCAAAUCUUUCCUCAUGGGAAGGAGACGACUUUUUCAGUUGAGUGCUCGCUACAAAAGAAGACUUGUAAAAACACCAAGUGAAAUUUUCGAGGAAAAUUUCGAUAGUGACCUAGUCCAGGCCGAAAGGGAAAACAUUUAUUCCGAACAAGUGUUCGAGGAAGAUCUGGAAGAAAUUGAAGUCGGAAGUAAGUUCAGCUGAAACUAUUAACUCAGAAAGUGAAGAUGCGGUAGCAGCUCACCCAAGGACUCCAAAUUAUCCAGACGAGGGCACAGUUGACGAAGAAAUACAAAAAUCUCUUAAGAAAGUCGCAGAUAGAGUUGGGAAGCGUAUGAGGAAGUGACUUAACGUCGCGGCCAAUUUCAGUACCAGGGUCAUCUGAUUAUUCAACUUAUGUUUAUUUUAAUAGAAACAGUUAUGUAUAUUACAUAAUAUUUAGAAUAAAUCAAAUAAACUAUAAGCUGGAUUAACUCGAAA
Molecule: messenger RNA, 1704 nt
Organism: Folsomia candida
Lineage: Eukaryota; Metazoa; Arthropoda; Collembola; Entomobryomorpha; Isotomidae
Product: peroxiredoxin Bcp
Exons: 4
Coding region: 10-747 (245 amino acids)
Biological process (GO): cell redox homeostasis; cellular response to oxidative stress
Cellular component (GO): cytoplasm
Molecular function (GO): thioredoxin peroxidase activity
Source: RefSeq, a predicted model, not a curated record